Messenger RNA from Bufo gargarizans (Asiatic toad), 1598 nucleotides. It is a transcript of the gene RPRD1B, whose product is annotated as regulation of nuclear pre-mRNA domain containing 1B. The transcript is spliced from 8 exons. NCBI's taxonomy places the organism in Eukaryota, Metazoa, Chordata, Amphibia, Anura, Bufonidae. Gene Ontology annotation, cellular component: RNA polymerase II, holoenzyme. Gene Ontology annotation, biological process: mRNA 3'-end processing. The record is from RefSeq and is a predicted model, not a curated record. Bases 80 to 1183 code for a protein of 367 amino acids. Gene Ontology annotation, molecular function: RNA polymerase II C-terminal domain binding.
AGACACGUGACUCGCUGCGGAGGUGAGAGGUCAGGCGGCCAUCUUGAGUUGGGCCACGGGGGGCCCCCGUUGGGUCGUCAUGGCGUCAUUUACCGAGCCGGCUCUGGAGAAGAAACUUUCUGAGCUGAGCAACUCGCAGCAGAGCGUGCAGACCUUGUCUUUGUGGCUGAUCCAUCAUCGGAAGCACGCCGCCUCCAUAGUCGGUGUGUGGCAGCGGGAGCUCAAGAAAGCAAAGCCAAGUCGAAAGCUGACAUUCCUCUAUUUGGCCAAUGAUGUCAUUCAGAACAGUAAACGCAAGGGACCGGAGUUUACCCGUGAAUUUGAGAGCGUUCUUCUGGAUGCCUUCUCCCACGUGUCCAGUGAAGCCGACGAUGGCUGCCGGAAGCCCUUGGAGAGGCUGCUACACAUCUGGCAGGAGCGCGGCGUCUACUCCGCCGACUUCAUCCAGCAGCUCAGGCUGGCGAUCAAUGAAGACGACAGCCCCAGGGAACCUCCAGAACUGACAUACGGAAGUGGAAAGCACACGGACGUCAUCAGUAAAGACAGAACCUAUAAUGGGGGCGGAGGCGGAGAUCCGGCGGCAGCACAGCAGCGCACGGCGAGAGGCAGCCGGACUAAAAUGACUGAAGAGAAGGUGUCGUUGAAACGCAGUUUCCAGCAGAUUCACGAGGAGGAAGAUGAUUAUCCCGGAAGCUAUUCCCCAAGGGAUCCAUCGACUGGUCCUCUUCUGACUGAAGAUCUUAUUAAAGCACUGCAAGAUCUGGAGAAUGCCGCUUCUGGAGAUGCUGCUGUUAGGCAGAAAAUUGCAUCCCUUCCACAAGAAGUUCAGGACGUCUCCUUACUGGAGAAGAUCACGGAUAAAGAAGCAGCAGACCGUCUGUCCAAGACCGUAGAUGAGGCUUGUCUCCUACUGGCAGAGUACAACGGGCGGCUGGCGGCAGAACUGGAUGAUCGACGGCAGCUGGCACGGAUGCUGAUGGAUUACACACAGAGCCAAAAAGAGGCUCUAAGUAACAAGGAGAAGAAGCUGGAGGAAUACAAGCAAAAGUUAGCCCGUGUCACGCAGGUACGAAAAGAACUGAAGUCCCACAUACAGAGUCUACCUGACCUCUCGCUGCUCCCUAACGUCACAGGAGGGCUCGCGCCUCUUCCUUCCGCCGGUGAUCUCUUCUCCACUGAUUAGGACCAGACUCCUAUUUGGGGACACUCCUUUGUCCACCCUAAGUCUUCAGUAGUCACCAGCAUAGGAAGAAGGAGUGCGGAGCAGAGACUGGAAGGUUCUCCGUCGUGUGCAAGAUGCAAGGUGUUCACUGCGGCCACCAUCGUAGCAGUGCGUUAGUAAAGGCAGCCUAGUCCCCUCAUCUCCCAGAUUCCCAUGUAGUGUCUGCUGCUUGUGGACAGAGCCAAGAAGACAUCUCCACCUGUGUUUUUUUAUAGACUUGUUUACGGAGCGUGUGCACAGAUUAUGCUUCUUUAUCAGCUUUCUCUGGCAGCUUUAUCUUUGGGGAAUGGAUUUGUGUUGUGCAGCGUGGCUCGUCCUUCUGUCAUGUGCUGCUGGACCAGAAGAAUACACAAUAUAUAGUGUGUCAUUUCCGAAA